This is a messenger RNA of Electrophorus electricus (electric eel), 2052 nucleotides long. It is a transcript of the gene elovl6, whose product is annotated as ELOVL fatty acid elongase 6. Gene Ontology annotation, molecular function: fatty acid elongase activity. The record is from RefSeq and is a predicted model, not a curated record. Gene Ontology annotation, cellular component: endoplasmic reticulum; endoplasmic reticulum membrane. Lineage: Eukaryota; Metazoa; Chordata; Actinopteri; Gymnotiformes; Gymnotidae. Gene Ontology annotation, biological process: sphingolipid biosynthetic process; fatty acid elongation, saturated fatty acid; fatty acid elongation, polyunsaturated fatty acid.
CCCAGCCGUUCUUAGAUCUGUGCCAAAGGUCGCACAGGUUUGGGAGGGGAAACCUCACAUCUCUGCGGCGUUAGGACCUUGAACCUUCUCCACCGCACAGAGGGCGUGUGCCGGCGAGAGGCAGAGGACAUAUAGGCUGACAUUGGAGAAGGAACUGCCGAGGGAUCAUGUCUGUGUUGGCUCUGCAAGAAUACGAAUUCGAGAGACAGUUCAACGAGGACGAAGCCAUUCGAUGGAUGCAAGAAAACUGGAAGAAGUCCUUUCUGUUCUCUGCACUCUACGCAGCCUGCAUACUCGGCGGGCGCCAUGUCAUGAAGCAGAGGGAGAAGUUUGAGCUAAGAAAGCCACUGGUGCUGUGGUCGCUAACGCUCGCCGUCUUCAGUAUCUUUGGAGCCAUCCGGACCGGGAGCUACAUGAUGUACAUCCUGAUGACGAAGGGCCUCAAGCAGUCCGUGUGCGAUCAGAGUUUCUACAACGGACCCGUCAGCAAGUUCUGGGCUUACGCCUUUGUGCUGAGCAAAGCGCCGGAGCUCGGAGACACUUUGUUCAUCGUCCUCCGCAAGCAGAAGCUGAUCUUUCUGCACUGGUACCACCACAUCACUGUGCUGCUCUACUCCUGGUACUCCUACAAGGACAUGGUGGCAGGCGGAGGCUGGUUCAUGACCAUGAACUACCUGGUGCACGCCGUCAUGUACUCCUACUAUGCGCUCAAGGCCGCGGGCUUCAGGCUGUCCCGUAACUUCGCCAUGUUCAUCACGAUCACGCAGAUCACGCAGAUGGUGAUGGGCUGCGUGGUCAACUACCUGGUGUACUCGUGGAUGCAACAGGGCCAGGAAUGCCCCUCCCACAUGCAGAACAUCGUGUGGUCUUCGCUAAUGUACCUCAGCUACUUCAUUCUCUUCUGCCAGUUCUUCUUCGAGGCCUACAUCCACAAGACCAGAUCCCAGCAUUGCAAGAAGAGCCAGUAAAAACGUACCAAACGAUAGAUUGACGUGAGCACGAGAUUGGGACAUGAAGCAGGACUCAUUGGUGAGGAUUUGGGAUGGCUGGAUGAGUCUUGGUUGGGAGGGCUUGCAGGCUUGGAGGGGAAAGAAAGGUUGGAAGGGUUGCUAUCUAAGCUUGUGCAUACUGUACUACUAACGCAUAGAGGGAAACCUCCCCUUCCAGUAGGAGGGGCUCUACUGAUCUGCACUGAUGAAUUAUUACUAUGGUAACUGAAAAAAGUGUCUUUAUGUAAUGUUUGUGCCCAAUGUUAUUCUCUGUAUUUUAAAAACAAUAGUUUAAAGAGGGAGAAGAAUUUAAUAAAUAAGACUAAGGGAGUGUGAAUUGAAUGAAAGGGAUACUCUAGGUAAAAGGAAACAUGAUAUGGCGCAAAACUGAAUCUACAGUUGUGGUUACGUCUACAAUGUUUGUCUUUGAAGUCGAUUAAUGUUAUUGUUCCGUUUUAAUUUUUUUUAUUGAUUAGUUGCUAGUUCGAAAGGUAGUUUUGUAUGAAAGCCACGUUGACGGGCAUCUGGUUAACGUUACGUAGAAAAUGUCACAGUAUGUUUUCAUGUGCAGCAUCGGACCACAGAAUUGUCUCAGGUCUCGGAGUUUUCCAUUUAAUGUGCACGUCAUUUAAGAAAUUAGUCACAAAAGACAAGCUAGUAAGUUAACGUAGCUAGAAAUUUCAGUGUUACUGCACAUAAUCAAAACAAAUGAAAGAGACAUUGACAGGCCACUUGGGCCUGAGCGAUUGGCCAACCGUCCAAUCGUAAUCACUCGAUCUUCAUGAGCCGAGGCGUUAACAUCAGUAAUGCCCUCUAGUGGGCAUGGCCUACUUCCUGUGGCUAGAGGUCAUUGUCCGUUAUCAUUUAUUCCAAAGAAUAGUGCUGAAGAGGCUGUGACCAAACCAGCCCCGUAUGAAGGACCUUGGAGUAUAUUAGAACAUGCAAUGUGUCUACAUUCACUGUGCACAACCUGUCAAUGAAUGGUGUCCAUUGUGCUGUUGUGCAUUUGCACUGUAUGUAAAGCAUCUGUAGAUGAUCUUAACAAAGAACCAACUGCGCUAAA